Anopheles nili is the source of this 1938-nucleotide messenger RNA. RefSeq names its product serine/arginine-rich splicing factor 7 (gene x16). Gene Ontology annotation, molecular function: RNA binding; zinc ion binding. The coding region runs from base 271 to 948 and encodes 225 amino acids. Gene Ontology annotation, cellular component: nuclear speck. Gene Ontology annotation, biological process: mRNA splicing, via spliceosome. The record is from RefSeq and is a predicted model, not a curated record. The transcript has 3 exons. NCBI's taxonomy places the organism in Eukaryota, Metazoa, Arthropoda, Insecta, Diptera, Culicidae.
UUUACUUUCAAAAACAAAGUGUCGUAGCGUGUGGCGGUUGUGGAAAAUCGCCAAAAAAGAGAGCACUUUCGGAUAUUUUCGCUGUCGCAAAUUUGGCCCCCGGUCCACCUCAGGUAGCAAGCGUAGCGUCGUCGGCUUGGUUGUUUCGUUCACCCCUUCCGGUUGCGGCAAAGUAUGUAAACAUUGCUGUUUACUGACUGUUCUCUGCCAUCCAUCUUCAUCUCGCUCUGCAAAAACACGCCGGGUCCGGCCCACGACGACCAGUCAAAGAUGUCUCGCUACCCGCACGACGCUAAGGUUUACGUUGGUGAGUUAGGUAAUAAUGCCAGCAAACAGGACAUCGAGGAAGCAUUCGGUUACUACGGACCGCUGCGGAACGUUUGGGUCGCUCGCAACCCUCCGGGCUUCGCCUUCGUCGAGUUCGAGGACGCCCGUGAUGCCGAGGAUGCGGUGCGCGGUCUAGACGGGCGCACGAUUUCCGGCCGCCGGGCCCGGGUGGAGCUGUCCACCGGUCGGGGCGGGCGCGGCGGUGGUCGUGGUGGACCUCCGCGCGGUGGCGGUAAAGGCGGUCGGUUCCAGUCGGACGACCGCUGCUACGAGUGCGGCGGAAGAGGCCACUUCGCUCGCGAUUGCGCACGUUCCGGACGCAGGGGACGCAAAAGAUCACGAAGCCCUCGCUCGCGAUCUCGGGAGCUGAGAACUCGUUCGCAUAGCUACAGCCGUUCCCGCAGCCGCUCCGUGGAACGCCGCUCGCGGUCGAAGACGACCCCCAAGCGAGGCGCGGCCAACAAUCGUUCGGUGAGCCGUGACGUAAGCAAAACGCCACGCCGUUCAUCCAGAAGCCCGUCGAGAAGCCGCUCGCGCACGGACAAGCGAUCGAUGUCCCGUUCUCAGUCUCGCUCGAUGAGCCGAUCGCGUUCUCGCCAUCGCAACGGAGACCACGAUUAAGCCGCGGUCGCACGGAAGGACAUUUUCUUUUAUUUUUGCCGGAUCUUCUUCGAAUGCUUACUACUCAAACGGGCCGCUCCGGUGGUGGACAACGACAAUGAUGGUUCACGCUCAUAUCCGGAUCGAAAUUCGACCGAAGAACCGCAUCAUACUUUAACAUCUAAUUCUAAUCGCCUUCGUCGGGCCAACAGCGGGGGGAAUACAGCGAGUGGUGCAGACCAAAAGCUUAUCCGAUACUCAACAAACGUAGCGAUGAUUUUUCUAAUCCGUUUUUAAGACCACCGAGUAAAACAGAACCAUGAGGAGAACGCGCUCCCAAAGGAUGAGAAUGUGAAGGAGAAAGCGGAGUAGGAGGCUAUAUGAUUGUCCUAAAAAAAAAAUCGUAUCCGACGAAGGCAUCUGCCCCACUACUACUAGUGAACGGGUCCUGAGGUGGCUACUAAGGCGAACAGAAUCGUCGCAAGUGCCGAAUCAGGACAACAUAACAAUAUUAUAACAGAACAUACAACAACAAGUAAAACAAUGACAGGAUUUAAUGCAAUUCUUUAGAUACGCGCGAGAGUUCGCUGUAGGUACCGCAAAUGCAAUUAUGGUUUGUAUUAGAUUUUCUCUUAGGAAUUUUGACACUGUAUUUCGUAGCAAGGACUACGUGGGUGCAUCGAUGAACUGAACAUACGUAGCAAACGAACGCACCGCCACUGGCGACAUUGCAGCGAGACAUGAAGGUGGAUGUCGGCUUACCAUCUUAGCAAAACAAAUUCCCAUUCUUUUAUUAUCUCUUACACUGAUAGCUCGAACGCAUGAAGUGAAUUUUCAACUGAUGUUCUUCGCGUAAUCAGACACAUUAAACACUCCCCGUUUACUUGAACAAUAUCAUGGUGUAUGAUUCUGUGUUUAUGAUUUGUAAUUACAUUUUAUACUUUUUUUGUCGUGGCGAUUAGAUAAGUGUUAAGCAAAGAGUGUAUGUGAAUAAAUUUAAAUCGAUACAGU